UCUCUCUUUCUCUCUCUCUUUCUCUCUCAUUCAUUUUCAAACCUCAAUUUUGUUUCUAUCAUGUACCCUGAAAAACACAAUUAAUUUUUUCAGCAGAAGGUCGUGUUUGUUUGUUUGUUUUUGCUGUGCUUAGGAGCCAUGGGAAAGAGCACCGUUCCUUCUGCUUCUCAAAGUGAGGAUGAUGUUGAAGAAAAUGAAGAAAUGGGGAUUGCUGAAAUUGCACCAAAAGUAUUAUUUUGUUCUUCCAUCUCUCUCACCGCUGAAGAGAUGGAAUGCUUAAGCAAUGCGGGGACUGGUCCUAAUGAAGAUCCAACUAAAGUUGGCGGAAAAGUUUUGAUGAGAGAGGCUUUUGACGUAAAGAAAGGUUCUGAAGCAACAUCCUCAAAGGUUGAUCCUUUUCAUAUCGCACCUAAUCCAGCGGAUGAAAAAAAUCAUUCCCAGUGGCAUGGAUUUAUUAGGAAAAUUAAGAAAGGGCAGGGAAUGAGCCUGCAUACAUUCCACCCUAGCAUACCUUCUCUACCCACCAUGAAGAAGGCUCCAAAGAAAAGAAUUAGGAAGAGUUUGCCCAGCCUGCCUCCUCAAAUAGAUGGAGAUCUAGUAUCAAAUUGCUUCGAGACUAAUUGGACAAGUUUCAGCCUUGCUGAGCUACAGAAAAUGACUGACAACUUUAGCUCCGAGAAUGUGAUUGGGGAGGGAGGUUAUUCUGAAGUGUACAAGGGAAAUUUGGAAGAUGGGCGGCUAGUGGCAGUUAAGAGACUGAUAAGGGGAAGUCCAGAGGAGAUAACGGCAGACUACUUAUCUGAGCUUGGAAUUUUGGUACACGUCAACCAUCCCAACAUUGCUGGUGUUAUCGGCUAUGGAGUUGAAGGGGGAAUGCACCUUGUCCUACCGUUGUCUCCUAAUGGGAGCUUAGCAACUUUGCUUAAUGACCAGAGUGAAAAACUACUUUGGCAGUCAAGGUACAAUAUUGCUUUAGGUACUGCAUCAGGCCUGUCAUAUCUUCAUGAGGCAUGUCAGAGAAGAAUUAUCCACAGGGAUAUCAAGGCUGCUAAUAUUUUGUUGUCACAAGAAUUUGAGGCUCAGAUAUCUGACUUUGGGCUAGCAAAAUGGCUCCCAGAGCAAUGGAGUCACCUCACUGUAUCUCAGUUUGAAGGCACAUUUGGAUACCUCCCUCCCGAGCUCUUCAUGCAUGGAAUAGUUGAUGAAAAAACUGAUGUCUAUGCUUAUGGGGUGCUGUUGUUAGAGAUAAUUACGGGCCGCCAAGCUUUGGACCAAUCACAUAAUAGUGUAGUUAUGUGGGCUAAACCUUUUCUGCUCCAGAGAAAUAUCGCUGAGCUGGCUGAUCCAGCUCUUCAUGGAGUGUAUGACUUAGAACAGAUGACUUGCAUGGCUUUGGCUGCUUCUUUGUGUAUACAACAGUCUGCUGCAGACCGACCUACGAUGAGCAAGGUUGUGAAAAUGCUAACAGGCGAAGAGGACGUGUUGCAGAUCACUGCACAAUUUCAUAAGCGAAUGGAUGAAUUCAACGAACUACUUGACACGCAAUCAAGUUCAUCCGAUGGAUCUUAGACUGUAAGUGACACAAACGAAGUAGAAAAGAAUGUUUGGAAUUGACUCCUUUCUGUGGCAGCAACUGAGGAUGUUUUACUGAGAAAACUCUUGGAUUUCGAAACGUACGUUUUUCAGUUCUGGACUUCAUUUAAGCAUUAUAGAACUCUCUGAAAUUCACAGUAUGAAGGUUCAAACAUGUAGAUGGAUAAGAGAUCAGAAUUGAUUACAGUGGCGUUGAGCUGCUUAAUUGCAUUCAUUUUUGAGGUUUACUUUUAUUGAUAGAAGAGAUGAAAUGCUAAACUCCCUUUGUAUAGUGUUAUAGGUAGUUUAGUUUCAGGCUUUCUGUGAACACUCUUUCAAGGUUUUCAAUGAUUAA
Messenger RNA from Ipomoea nil (Japanese morning glory), 1927 nucleotides. RefSeq names its product receptor-like cytosolic serine/threonine-protein kinase RBK2. The transcript has 9 exons. The record is from RefSeq and is a predicted model, not a curated record. Gene Ontology annotation, molecular function: ATP binding; protein kinase activity. The coding region runs from base 139 to 1569 and encodes 476 amino acids. Lineage: Eukaryota; Viridiplantae; Streptophyta; Magnoliopsida; Solanales; Convolvulaceae. Gene Ontology annotation, biological process: protein phosphorylation.